Messenger RNA from Tarenaya hassleriana, 1470 nucleotides. RefSeq names its product cytochrome b561 and DOMON domain-containing protein At4g12980-like. The record is from RefSeq and is a predicted model, not a curated record. Bases 36 to 1205 code for a protein of 389 amino acids. Lineage: Eukaryota; Viridiplantae; Streptophyta; Magnoliopsida; Brassicales; Cleomaceae. The transcript has 4 exons.
UAGACACUUUACGGUUACUUCAACAUCCACUAUCAAUGGCGUCUCCCGUCGGAAUCUCUCUCUCCUUCUUUUGCCUGUGGGCGUUGCUAAUCUCACCGUCUGUCUCGCUCACCUGCACGUCACAGACAUUCUCCGGUAACGCCGUGUAUCCUCACUGCCUCGACCUCCCUUACCUCAAAGCCUAUCUCCACUUCUUCUACGACGCCGGAAACUCAACCCUCGCCGUCGUGUUCUCUGCUCCGCCGUCGAAGCCUGGCGGAUGGAUCGCAUGGGCCAUCAAUCCCUCAGCGGAGGGAAUGGCCGGUUCUCAAGCCCUUGUCGCGUUCAAGGACCCCAAAUCCGGCGUAGCCGCCGUGACGACCCUGAACAUCAGCUCGUACCAGACGCUCGUUCCUGGGAAAUUGGCGUUUGACGUUUGGGACACCAAGGCGGAGGAAGGCGGCGAAGCGUUGAGGAUCUUCGCGAAGGUGAAGAUUCCGGCGGAUUUGGCGGCGAAGAGGAAGGUGAACCAGGUUUGGCAGGUGGGUCCGGGAUUGACUCCGACUGGGUUUAUCGUGAAGCACGGUUUCGACGGGCCGAACCUCAACGCGAAGGGGACUUUGGAUCUGUCCGGAGCAAACAGCGGCGCCGUCGCCGGCGGUGGAGGCGAGGGUGAUUCUAGGGUUAAGAGGAAAAACAUUCAUGGGAUUUUGAACGCAGUGAGCUGGGGAAUUCUGUUUCCAAUCGGGGCCAUAAUUGCAAGGUACAUUAGAACGUUCGAAUCUGCGGAUCCUGCGUGGUUUUACCUCCAUGUUCUGUGUCAGUUCUCGGCUUAUGCCAUCGGUGUUGCGGGUUGGGGCACCGGUCUCAAGCUCGGUAGCGAAUCCAAGGGAAUUCAGUUCACCACACACCGCAACAUCGGCAUUGCCCUCUUCUCCCUCGCUACAAUUCAGAUGUUUGCUUUGCUAUUGAGGCCGAAGAGGGACCACAAGUUCAGAUUCUACUGGAACGUCUACCACCACGGCGUCGGAUACUCGAUCCUCACCCUCGGAAUCUUCAACGUCUUCAAAGGUCUGAGUAUCUUGAACCCGCAACACGCUUACAAGACGGCUUAUAUCGUCGUGAUCGGUAGCUUGGGAGGAUUGGCAUUGAUCCUGGAAGCAGUCACAUGGAUUGUUGUUCUGAAGAGAAGAUCAGGCAAAUCCACAAAGCCUCUUGCAGCUUGAGCUUUGAAGAGAUGUCAAGAUCUUGUAACUUAACCCCUUAAAAGAUUCGUUAUCUGUGAUGGAAACGAUGUCUUUUCCGGAUCUUUUGGAUGUUUCAGAUUCAGACAGUCCAUAGAUAUGAUCUGAAUCCGAUGUUGUUGUGUUUUUUUUUGUAUUGGAUUUGUAUUAUUGCCACUGCAGGCAGCUCUGUAUGUAUAGUCUAUAGAUUAGAAACACAUGUAUCAUUGCUCUUUUCCUUUGCAGCUUUUGUAUGUUUGUCCAUUCA